This is a messenger RNA of Uloborus diversus, 7870 nucleotides long. Its product is annotated as glucose-induced degradation protein 4 homolog. The record is from RefSeq and is a predicted model, not a curated record. NCBI's taxonomy places the organism in Eukaryota, Metazoa, Arthropoda, Arachnida, Araneae, Uloboridae. The transcript has 5 exons. Gene Ontology annotation, cellular component: extrinsic component of membrane; GID complex. Gene Ontology annotation, biological process: proteasome-mediated ubiquitin-dependent protein catabolic process; negative regulation of gluconeogenesis; protein targeting to vacuole. The coding region runs from base 41 to 652 and encodes 203 amino acids.
CGUCCUCAAUAUUUAUGGACUAACCGCCGUGUUUACUAUUAUGCCUGGAAAAACUAAAAUUAUACCUCCGCCUCCUGCUAAUUCAUGUCAACCUGGUGUUGCGAGAUCUUUGUUGUACAAUGGGUCAAAAUUUCAGGGUCAUCAGAAAAGCAAAGGAAACUGUUACGACGUAGAAGUGGUUCUCCAACAUGUUGAUGAAGAGAAUGCUUAUCUUUGUGGAUACCUGAAAAUAAAAGGCUUGACAGAAGAAUACCCCACUUUAACAACAUUUUUUGAUGGAGAAAUAAUUAGUAAAAAAUAUCCUUUUUUAACACGGAAAUGGGAUGCAGAUGAGGAAGUUGACAAGAAACAUUGGAACAAAUUUCACUCAUUUUAUCAAUAUGCGAAAUGUUUUAAUUCAGAUAGUUUUGAUUAUGAUGAACUGAAAAACACAGAUUAUGUUUUUAUGCGAUGGAAAGAACAUUUUCUUGUACCUGACCAUACAAUAAAAGAUAUUAGUGGUGCAUCCUUUGCUGGGUUUUACUACAUUUGUUUUCAAAAAUCUACAUCAACUAUUGAAGGCUAUUAUUAUCACAGGAGUUCUGAAUGGUACCAGUCCCUUACUUUAACUCAUGUACCAGAGCAUAGCAUACAGAUUUAUGAAUUUCGAUAAUCUUGAAAAAUUCAGAUGACUGUGAUUUUCAGUUAUGUCUGCUAUCUGCCAAAAAUCUUCCUGUAUAUUGUAUUCAUUCUGAACUUUGUAAAUAUGCAACUAAUAUCAUGAAGCAAACGUGAUAGACUGACUUGCUUUCCGCAGCAUAAAACUUUUAGUUUGCUGCAAUCUAACUCUUCCUGGUGUUUAUUUUUUUCGAUUCAUAAUGUAUAUUGUUAAUUGUUAUUAUUUUUAAAGUUAGCAUGGGGUCUUAGCAAUUCUCUUGCUUCGUGUACAUAAAACAGAAGAUAAAUAAGGUUUGUUAUUGUUUUAAUUUUAAAAGAAAAUCCUCUUCAUUACUGAUUUUUAAUAGUUCACUAUUUAUAAAGAAUUCAAAUAUGUUUUAUAAUUUUGCUGAGCCCAUAUUUCUAUUUUAAAGCUGAUUUCUAUAUUUUCCUCCUAAUUAGAUAUUGUUCCUUAUAGGAAGCACCUGAAAAAAUAUUUUUGAAAUAUUAAUGCUGAAAUUUGGUAUAUUACCUCAAUAAAUAAUUAAUAAGUUGUUUAUGCUGACUUGUACAAUUAAGGCAGUGAGAAGCAAAGGGAUGUGAGUGACAAAAUUAAAAAUUUGGAGAUAAAAAGUACAAAUGGUUGGUGAACCUCUCCUCUGUCUUAGGACAAGAGAUAGUACUAGUAGCUUUAAUAGGUGCUGCUGUACAGCAUGAUUUAGAAAAAAAAAGCCAACCUAGGAUCUGAACUUUAAAUGCAAUUUAUUCAAAACUUUAAAUAGUUUACUUACAUCCCUUUGCUUCUCAGAGCCUCAAUUAACUAUUAUUUUCUCAAAAUGCAAAAAAGAAACAAACAAAAUUUCAUUUUAAAUAACUAAAAUGAUUUUAAAAAAUUGUUUUUCUUACCCUGGAAGUUCAUUGUUAGCAGUAAACUGCAGUCUACUUCUAAAAACUGCAGUCCUCGGCUGGAAAUGACUGAGUUGGCGGUGUAUUUCAUGUUAUUUUCUUCUGUUAAUCCCAAAGGGGUUUUGCCUAUUUAUAAAUAUUGUAAGUCAAUAUUCAAAAUAUUUUGCAUGUAAAUUUUUUCUUUCACUCAUUAAUUUUGAAUCUGCAAAGUAACAAAAUAUUUAUUUUCAUUGCUUUAAGCUCUUAACAAUCUCAAGUAGACAGCUUUUUUAUUUGAGAUAAAAUGCUAUCAAAACUACUUUCUGGGUGGGUUGUUAUCACAAUUUGCGUUGUCUUUUCUGCCUGUUUCAUUAUGGAUGAUUUCCCUUACUUGAGGCCUUAAACCAGUUAAGAGGGUGAUAUCCAUUCUAUCCUUUGCUGCAAAAAUCUUUUUUUUUAUUUUUUAACCAGGUAUUUAGUUGAAAACUUACCACUUUUGUGCUGCAUUCCCAUCUUAAAGGCUUCAUGCUAAAAGGUAGAGAUUAGGUGGGGGAGAGGAACUUAACUGGGUUUCUCUUAGGGUCUAUUAGCUAUGCUUCUUUUUUCACCAUGGCACUCUGAACUCUGUUCCCAUAAUAGAAUCAUGGGAACAACCUACCUCUUUUGUGCUCUAUUGCAAUCCUAAGGCUUCAUGCUUAAAGGUAGGGAGUUGUUGGGAGAAAAGGUACCUAGCCAAGGUUAAGGUUUAGCCUGUUUCUUGAGGGGCAUACCGGAGCAUUGAAGAUACAUCACCAUUUGUGUCAUCUAAAUGAAAUUAGUCUGUAACUAGAACACCAGCCUUUAAAAAGAAAAAAAUGUCGAUAAUAUACAUCCAUGGCUAGUUUUUUUUUUUUUUUUUAAUGAGAAAUGGAGUUAGAGUGUAUGCUAUUUCGCUUAAGGCUAGGAUUAGUGCAUAAAUAAAAACAAUGCACUGACAAAAUAUUAACACAUUAAAAAGUGGGGGGGGGGGGGGGGAGGGGGCAUGAAAAAUUACCCAAGAAAGAAAUUAGAUUAGAUGGCCUCUGUAAAUAAAUUUAAGAAUAAAAACUCAGGAAAGGUAAAUCUCUUAAAACUAAGAGUAAAAUCUUCGAACUUACCAAAAUAAGAUCAAUUGAAAAUCAUUUUUAAAAAAUGGCAGUCACAAAAUGUGUUUAGUAAAGAACAAAAUUUAAAGCUUGAAGCUGGGAGUUACAAUUUCAGUUUUUGAUUGUUUUCAACAAAACUUUUUUUGAAUUUUUGUGAACCCUGUAAACUAUGUUGGAACUACUAUAUUAUGUUGUGUUGGACACCAUUUUAAUAUCGAACAUUUAUUUUUGCUCAUAGAAGUUUUUUUUUUUUUUUUCUACAUUCAUCUGAAAGCAAAUACGUGCGAAAAACCAUUUAAAAAUAAAGAAAUACAUACAAUUUUCUAAAAAAAUCUAUAAUUUUAAAAUUUCGGCUCCAAAUUGCAUGAAAUCAAGCUACUUGCAGUCUGAAGUCCUUUCCAAGUGUUACAAGUCUAAAUACACACGCAGACACUUCCUUUUAUAAUCUAUGAAGAAAAACAAAUAUUUUGCCCUGCAGCUGUUUUAUAUAUUUUCAUGCUGAAGAAAUCUCUCAAACUCCCCUUCAUAAACUGACAAAAGAAGUUCCAAAAAGAGGACUUUUUUUUCAAGUGGAUAUUUUUUAGUAGGGCCGUAUGCCAGGGUUCACCCCCCCCCCCUAAAAAAAAGUUCAGUUUGACAUUUAAAUGUGCGUUUAUAUUUAAAAACUUCCAAAAAAUAUUGUUCCAAAACUCAAAAUGUCUUUCAUAUGUAUAUUAAUUGCAUAAAACGCUUUCAUAAUAGGGAACCCGAAGACAUGAAUGUCAGCAUAAAUAGCGCAAAGCUCCGCGUGAAGGUUUUUAAACCCUCCCCGAAACUAUUUUCUGGUCACGACCCUGUAUUUUAGAGCUAUAAAUUUUGGAAUGUUUAAAAAGGGAAAGAAAGCGUUGCUAUUAUAUGGUUUUGUUUGCGACGCAUGGUGGUGAGUUUAAUCUGUGAUAAUUUCUAUGCAAAAAUAACAUGGCUAAAAUAACAUAGCAAAUAUUAAAGUAUUUUAUUUAAAGACAAAACAAUAAUUGAUAAACAAAGUUUUGCCUCUUGUAUAUUAAUGUGAAUCUUAACAAAGCAAAGUAAUUUCAUUUCAUCUUUCAUAAAAACAGUGGUUAUGUAAAAAUUAUUUUGCUGAAGUAAAUAAUUUGGGAGUAGGAACUGAAAAUUGCUGUAAUUUUAUUGUUUGAAGGUUUUACUGAAAAAUUUAAUGCAUGUGAAAUAUGGAUGUACAUACCCAGUGUUUGUUGCUACUUAUGUUAAAUUUUCAGACUGAAGCUUUAUACAUAAGUUUUGCAGGUUACAGUUAGAAAAACUCCAAUAACCUUAACUUUUCGGGAUUAGGCUGAUAUAUACAUGAAAGGAUAUUUCUAUAAUUUAAAUCAACAUAGCUUUUUCUUAAUAUCCUUUUUGAAGUGGAGCUCUUGAUGCAUGAAAUAUUACGAUAACGCAUUACGUUGAAGUGGUAUAUAAAUGUCUUCACUUCAAGAAGGCAUCUAGUUAGUGUUUAAGAGCUCUCAAGCAUAAAAUUAUUCCCGGGAAAGGGAGCUACAUAAACUUAUUGAACUAAGAACCAAUCAGCAGCUGAAGUCAACUAUUGUUCCCCUAGCGGUCAAAGUAAGCAGCUGAGAGUCAAUUUAUUAGAUGUAGCUUUGGAUGAAGAAACAGACAUGUACAGUAUAGGACUCCAAUUUCAGAGUAUCCCAAAAUCAGGAAGAGCCAAAACAUUGCACUUACAGCUUACUUUAAUGCUUGGAUGCUACAUUUCAUGCGUAAAAUUAGCAUUUUGCUGUGAGUGUGCAGCAAUCUUUUAACAUCCGCUUUUUGGUUUACACUACUACUUUUUAUUUUCUUUGUAUGCAUUACAAAGCAGAUUCAUUUAAAAUCCAAAGCUAUUUUUGGUUCAAAUGUGAUUAAUUUAUUGCAUCGAUUGCCAUAUCCUAUAAUAGUGUACAUAAUCCAUUGUUAUGACAAGCAACAUCCCCGGACCUUACGCCAAUGCAAGUUAUUGUCGACUUUUUUUAGCAUACCAAAGUAUGCUUUCCUUGAAAUUGAUUUGAAAAGAAAAGACAUUUAGAAAAUGUGCCUGAUAUCUCACAGUACGAUAAUUUUUGCUGUUUUUUGGGUCAAGAUUCUAAAAUCUGGAAAUGUCAUUGUCACAAAUGUUCGAGAUGUGGGAUCCUGUACUGUAAUGUUUGGAAAACUACAUCUUUACCGAUUUCUCAAUUGGAAUUUGAUCACCUUAGAUCUACAAAUGUGUAAGGUACAGUAUUUUUGCAAACUUUGAAAAUAAAACAUACUUAGAUUACUUGUGUAUAAGUCCAAGCAUUUUUAAAGAAAUACUGAAUCAGAAAAGGGACUUUUGUAUAUACUGGUUAGUGAAGAAUAAGUACUUUCCAAAACUUACAGAGCUAAUAAAUUCUUAAAAUGUCAUGAUCUUUAUUUGAAAAUUUCAUUUUUACCAGAGACCUAACAAAAUAAGGAAUAUUGCUUAAAAUAUGAAUGCAGUGGCCGCCGCUUAUAGAAUCACAUUUGUUUAAACAAUUUUGAUUCAAUAAAGCUGAAUUCUGGUCUGUUUUUGACAGUUUGAUUCAUUAAAGCAUUCAAUUAACCACUAAUUCAAUUAACCAGCUUCCACUGUGUUCAUAAAGUUCUAUUGAUUGAGAAUCUGAUAUGGUUUCUCAUUAGAAUUAAACAUGGCAUUUUUAAAAUGCCGCAUCGAUAAUUUUCUGCAUGUUUUAAUUUUGAAAAGCAAAAGAAACAAGCAGAUAUUGAACUUUUCAUUGACUGACUAAUUUCUGGAAGGAAUGUCGCAGAGUCUGCGUGUUUAAAAGUUAAAUUUUCGUGACUUUUUUGUUGUUGCGCCGUUUAUGAUCGACUUUUUUUCUUAUUACCCCGACUUCAGUCCUACUGUUUUAACGAAACAAUAAAGAAAUAGAUACUGGUACAUUUUGAUGCAAUUUUAUAUUAUUUACCCGACAAUUAGAAUCUUUUAAUGAAGUAAAUGGCCAACUGUUCAAAAAGUGCAGGAAAAGCCUAAUUUCCUAUUCGCCAAUUUUUUGUAUAGAUGAUUACAAGUGAGACGGAGCUCUAUUUAAACAGAAAGGCAAUGUAAAACCUUAAAAAGAACGUAAGGAAGCAAAAAAGGAAAAAGAUGUACACUGCAUAUUUUAUUGAUGUUAGUACAAAAUAAAAGCUACAGAUAACAGAAAUUUGCAAAAACGGACCACUUCAAAAGUAAUUGCGGAAACUAACUUUUUUCAUACAUAAAUAUGAUUAUUGUUCAUUCUAAAUCAGAAACAUGAUUAUAAAAUUUAUAAAAUUUCAUUUUCUUUCCUUGCAAAGAGUGUAUUCGCAAAAAAAAGGCAAAACCUAGAUGGGCAAAAUGUUCCCAAUUUUUGGAGCAAAAUCGAAAAUUAAUUUAAAUGUGAGAUUCCGUUUUUAUUUCUUCACAUUUUCAAAAGUUGGGGGAUAGAGCCACAAGCAAAUAUGUACUGUAUUUUUUUUCUUUUUAAUGGAUAUUUUCUACUCGGGUAUAUCAUCCAUGUCGAGGAGUUGCUCAUUUUUAUGUGCUGCAUUUAUAGCAAUGCAAUGCGGCGUUUCUGAACAUUUAAAAUUUCUUUGACAGACUCCUACUCUUUUCGGGGUGCGGCAAUCAUACGAAUGCGGCGUAUCUACUGCAAGUUAUUGUAUUCAGGGCGCCUAAUCAAGGGGGGGGGGGAGAGAUAUAUGCAAGCAUUUGAUGCUGAUUGCUCAACUCUCAUUCUCAAUUUCGUGAACAAUUUCCAAAUGAAUUUUUUGUUGCAUGGUGAGGGUUGAGAGGAACUACAUGCCUUCCCUUUUAUGCCCUACAUGCCCCUUUUCCUUAUCCUACAGAGAAAUAUUAGUAACUGAUCUGUCUUUGAUAAAAAUGUUAUGUUUACCAUGCAUGGAUUUUUCCUUUUUUUUCCUGUGACAUAAAUUUUGGAACAAGAAGGUAAAAAUCAUCAAACCUAUAAAAUAAAUAUUCGUUUUUGUUGCUUGAUUAAAAUUAAAACUGACCCAUCAUUUUGAUUUUUUCCCCUGGGGGGGGGGGGGGCUAGCGAGGAUGUAUACUGAAUGCAAAUUUUAUCUGAAAACAACAAAAACUGCAGGAACUUGUGUAGUUAAGCAUUAAUUUUCCAAAGCCAGGGAGGGGAGAAAUUGACCCUACUGACGCCCAUAAAUGUCGUGCCUGAAACAAAAGUUUAUGUUGAAUGCUAAAAAUGCAUAACAUAAUACAAACCCUCUAGUUUACUUAUUUUGUUAUUUCUUUAGUUUAAUUAUUUUAUUAUAAAUUUUAUGUCCCAUAUUUAAGAACAAAUUUAUUUAAGCUCUGCAUUUUCAGAGUUUUUCCUUUUUAUUUUCAAAUUCAAACAUCUGCCCCUGUUUGUACAAGAUUGCAUUUUAGCUGCUUAUUUUUAAAUGAAACUAAUUUAAUAUUUGUUUUGCUUUUUGUGUCAUAGUUAAUGACAACAGGAGCUGAAAGUUAGUAUUUUCAAACGAUUGAUGCUCUAGAUGGAAUGUUUUCGUUUUUGACAAAACAAAUCUUUAACAAAAAUGGUUUUAUCGCACCAAAAUAUGAGUUUUAUUAUGGUAUUGUUUAAAAGGUGUUUCUUUGUUUGGAUUUUAUUUUCAUAUUUUUGUAAUUAAUAACCUUUGUUUCCACCAGAUUAUAUUUCGUACUGAUGAUUGUCAAUUUGUUUCUUCAUUUUGUUUUUUCAACUUGGUCUUUCAUUACUUCAAAAGUAGUUAGUUUAUUUUUGUGACAGUUUUAAAUAAAAAAAACACUUACUUUAUUUUACGCUAGAAAUAAAAUUUACGCUAAAUUUGUUUCCUCUUGAGAUGUGUGUAGUCCUAUAUCUUCCUAAUUUUUCCUUUUUUUAAAGUGAUUUUUUCCCUACUUUCCCACAUUUUUUAAUUUUUGAUUAAUUAUUUCCUACCCCCCCCCCCAAAAAAAAAAAAACAUUUCGGGGUCUGAAUACUACUUUUUUGGCUAUUGAAAAGAACUGAUGAUGGUCUGUUAUUCUUAUUUUUUUAGCAUUUUGAAAAAGUUAAUUUUAAAUCAGUUGAAAUCGCAGCACACAAUAGUUGUUUGCAAUAAUAAUGUGUGCCUCAUUAUUUUAAAGACAAACAGUAAUAGUAAAUAAUAAAAUCACACUUGAUUUUAAAUUAUUCUCUUCAUAACAUACCUUUCAUUAUGUUUACCGUUUUAUUAUUAU